AUGCCUAGUGAUUAUACUUCCCAUUACCCAGUAAUACUUAUCAAAAAAAAAAAAAAAAAAAUUGCAGGAAUGUAUAGGCAUAGUAAGCGGUACCUUGAGAUAAUGUCCACCGCUUCAGCUCAAUUCGUCGGAAACUAA
Saccharomyces cerevisiae S288C is the source of this 138-nucleotide messenger RNA. RefSeq lists its product as uncharacterized. Bases 1 to 138 code for a protein of 45 amino acids. The transcript has a single exon. The record is from RefSeq and is marked reviewed. NCBI's taxonomy places the organism in Eukaryota, Fungi, Ascomycota, Saccharomycetes, Saccharomycetales, Saccharomycetaceae.